This is a messenger RNA of Pseudogymnoascus verrucosus, 3621 nucleotides long. RefSeq lists its product as uncharacterized. The coding region runs from base 1478 to 3292 and encodes 604 amino acids. Gene Ontology annotation, cellular component: membrane. The record is from RefSeq and is a predicted model, not a curated record. NCBI's taxonomy places the organism in Eukaryota, Fungi, Ascomycota, Leotiomycetes, Thelebolales, Thelebolaceae. Gene Ontology annotation, biological process: transmembrane transport. Gene Ontology annotation, molecular function: transmembrane transporter activity. The transcript has 4 exons.
CGCCAACAUGUUCUGGGGUUAUACAGUGCAGUAUAUGUGGUACAAGUCAGCCCAUCGGGGAAAAGAUGACAAUCCUAGUGUUAUAUCGGAACGGUCGGAUUUCACGUGACAAUACGAGUAAUUUACAGCGGGAAAGCACAACACAGUAAUACGCCGGCAUCACUCCGGCGUCUUUACCUUCACCACAUCGCUUACCAGUUCCCCUUCUGGCCUCUUCGUCAACCCCACUCACCUGCGUCAAGCACUGUCCAUCAUGCUUUGACGGUUUCCACCCGUCUCAUGCGCCUCAUGCGCCACCGGCCCUAGCAUUUAUCCCCCAAUGGAGCGCGCUUGACCGCGUAGGACUGUCAUCUCGCUUCCCAGUCCGUUUGAUUGAGCGCUGCAACCGAGGAUCGGCGUCGUUUUGAUGUUCUUCAUCCACAAGGCCAAUCGCGCGUUCCGUCUGUUCGGUUGCGCGCCGGCGUGGCGUGGCCGUGGCGUACGCGGUGAAGAGGCUAAAUGUGCUCUGUAGACGACCAGGGCAGACAGUGUUGUUUUAGGAGAUAUGACCGAGGCUGGUUAAUGUGUGAUUCUCUGCGGGGGAAAGCUUUUGGAUGGCCGUUGGGGAAGGCCACGGGAUGGAUGGGCAGAGUGUAAUUUGGGGCCAGAUGGAUUAGGCCACAGACGACGCCCUAUACUUGGAUCUCUAGGCUUGCAAUCCUUCUCUUCCUUCUUGGCUCGCCGCGUGUCUACUUUAGGACUUUGAUUGGACUUCUGGAUGGUCUAAUAUAGCCGCAACAAGCUAGGGACUGAAGCCUGAAGUAAGGGUUCCUGGAGGCCGUUUGGUCGACGCAAGCCAAUACCCUAGGAGGUGACGCAAAUGUCACUUUCUGACAGCCCCACAGCGGCCUCGAUAGUGCCCGCUGCUUCAUCCCAGUACAAAGGACGACGGGAUAGUGUGGCCCGAUGGUAUAGUGCUAGAGGUCGGUUAUUACUUAGAGUGUGCCCUCUAGUUUCGGUUAGGGGGACAGGUUGACCUUUUUUCAACGUCGUCGACGAUUCGACUACUCCAUCAAAUAUAUAUGUGGAAGUAAGGCAGCUUCCACUUCUUUUUCCGUGCUGUAUUCCCCACUGUUUGAAAUCGACUGGCGGGCAGCUUGAUCGGCAUGCAGGCUAUACGUACGUUGGAGCAGACUAUACGUGCGUUGGACUCGCCCUGGCAUAUAAACUUCGAGCUACGGCCGUAAUACCAAUGAACUGCGCUUGCUGUAUGAGGAAAGGAGAAGCCAGCCCUUACAUAUCCUGGGAAGCCAUUGAUGCUACCAGAGACGUUCACCGAGUCUUUGUCAGUGACUGGAGUUGAUAUUUAGGGACCGAUCUCCUGUUCGCAUAUAUUACCACAUCACCCAGCUCCGCUCGAGGAUCCUGUCCCUUUCCCAGGCGUAGAGCCACAUAGUAGAGGGCAAACCUUAUAUCGGCACCCCAACUCGCCGCCGCAAUGUCUAGUAGCAACCCGGAUAGUCUCGUUUCCCCCAAGGAAUUCGAGUCGCAAAGGGCGAGCAAUAUUGACCUCCAAGCACCCAAGAGCCCCGAAAUGGAUAUUACGGCAACGUCUGUGACAGUGGUCCCUUGCGUCGGAUCCGAACCCGAGAAAGACAUCCAGAGUCACGUCGUGGCCACGAGUACGGCUAACAAACAUGCUGUGCCAUGGCCUCAUGUGGAACCAUGGAGGAGGAAUGUUGCACUGGCAGGUAUCUUUGUUGGGGUGUUUUUCUCGACUCUGGACACAACUAUCAUAGGGACGGCGCUGGUCAGUAUCGUAGAGGAGCUCGGAAGCUUUUGGCUAUCGCCAUGGAUCGUCCUGGCCUAUCUCUUGACAUAUAUGAGUUUCGCAAUGGCCAUCGCGCGACUAAGCGAUAUAUACGGCCGUAAAACCAUUAUGCUUGUCUCCUGGGCGCUCUUCAUGGUCUUCUCGCUCGCCUGCGCCCUCUCACACACGAUCCGCCAGCUCAUCGUUUUCCGUGCCUUCCAGGGCCUCGGCGGCGCGGGACUUUACUCCAUGGGAAUGGUCAUGAUCGCUGAGGUUCUGAAUCCAUCGAAGUUCGCGGCCGGCGCGGCGUGGAUCGGACUCACUGUCGGCGGGUCGGGAGUGCUAGGUCCUAUAUUGGGUGGUGCGAUAUCGAAUCAAUCGACUUGGAGGUGGAUUUUCUAUAUGAACCUACCAUUUUCCGUAAUCGCCAUGGCGUCUAUCUUCUUCAUCUGGCCGGCUAGCGCGAAGACUUCUGAUAGCGGCAAAUGGCGUACGUUUCUGAGUAUCGACUUUGUCGGUGUACUGUUCAUGAUGGGAGGCUCGGUAUGCUUAGUAUAUGGCCUGCAGAGGGCGACGACGGGAGGACGUUCCUGGGGAGAGGCGGUUAUUGUCACCUGCCUCGUACUGUCGGGCGUGUUCUGGGUCGCAUUUUUUUCGUGGGAAGGCUUCCUUGGCACGCGUUCCUGGUCGAAUAUCGAACCCAUAUUCCCAAUGCACAUUCUCAAGCGCCGCGUCAUGGCUGCCGCUUUCUGCUCCAUAUUCUGCACCGGCUUCCCCUUGAUAACAGCCACCAUCCUCCUCCCCGAACGCUUCCAGCUCGUCAACGGGUCCUCCCCACUACAGGCAGGACUCUCUCUCCUCCCCCUCGCCGCCGCCACCGGCCUUGGCUCCUUCGUCGGCGGCGCAAUCUCCUCCGGCCGCAACCUCACCUCCCCAACCCUCAUAGGCGGCUCUAGUCUCCAACUCCUUGCCCUCGGCCUCCUAACCACCAUCCCCGACACAUUGAGCAUCCCACAUUACCUGUACGGCGUAGAAGUUCUCCUCGGAAUCGGCGUUGGAAUGUGCCUCUCAGCCGGUACGCUAAUAGUCACCCUAAACUCGGAGGUAGGCGAGAUCGCGGCCACGCAGGGCGCAACGGCGCAACUGCGUCCACUGGGUGGCUUCAUCGGACUCACUAUUGCUACAGCGCUGUUUAACGCCCGUUCCGAGUCUGCUUUAGGGGGUUUUCUCUCGGAUGCGCAGAUGGAGGCGCUGCAUCGAAGUCCGUUAGGAGCGUUGACAUUUGAACCCGAUGUGCUGGCUAUGGUGCGGGCGGUGUAUGCAAAAGUGUUUAGGGUGCAGAUGACGGCGCUUACUGGGGUUGCUGGGCUAGGGGUGCUGGUUGCAUGUGCGUCGUGGGAGAGGAAUGCGGUUGGGAUGGAGAGGAUGAAAGUGCAUUCGGGGGUUGAGACGGAGGUGGUAGAAGUGAAGGAAGAACGGAAGGAACGGAAUGUAGAGGUUUGAUAUAUGCGCCUGAGAGACAAUACCUGUGCUUCUAGACAUGUCUCAGCACUGGCUUAGGGCGGAGAAACGAAAGGGAAAUAUCUUAAGCUUACAGGCUGCAUACGACGACGACGGUAUCGAGCAAUUCGCAUUUUAGCGGGCGGGGGGCCUUUUUUUAAGGAAGAGUAGCAUUGUCAGGCGUUUGUAUAAUUUCGGUUUAGAUGGAAGAUAUCCUGGGUAUGAAAUAAUGAAGAUGAUUUGCCUAUUUCACAGUAGGUUGGCUCAUCGCUUCAUCCAUAAUGAUAUCUAGUUCAAAAUACUGGUAUAUAUUGGAAUUGAAAGAAGAGAAA